AUGAAGGAGAAAAGAUCCCCCACAUCUGCCCCAUGUUUCUUGUCGCUUGUGUAUAAAAUACGGAGAAGGAACCUCAGAGUUUGGGUUCAGAGCUUUAGAUCUUGCACUGACAGCAGACGGGGACACAGCAGCCGGACUGGGAGCAGCAGGGUUUGCAGCAGCUGGACUGGGAGCAGCAGGGGACACAGCAGCAGGAUUGGGAGCAGCAGGGCUUGCAGCAGCUGGACUGGGAGCAGCAGGGCUUGCAGCAGCUGGACUGGGAGCAGCAAGGCUUGCAGCAGCUGGACUGGGAGCAGCCACAGGAGCCACAGCCCCCCUUGCAACCCCCACAGGAGCCACAGCCCCCCUUGCAGCCCCCACAGGAGCCACAGCCCCCCUUGCAGCCCCCACAGGAGCCACAGCUGGAGCAGGAACAGGCUGGCACACAGCAGCACACGGGCUUGCAGCAGCACACGGGCACACAGCAGCCCCCACAGCUGGAGCCACAGCCCCCACAGCCGGACCCGCAGCCCCCACAGCUGGAGCCACAGCCCCCGGAACAGCCACAGCAGCUCAUGGUUCUGGUGGGUUGAGAGUGGAUCAGUGCCUUCCUACUGGCUCAGCUUUGCCGUGGUUGGUUGGUCAUGCGAACAGGACGCCAGGACCGCACUGCUCAGUGAGUUUGGCUACCGGCUCGAGGCCGUGCUCUCCGAUAGUUUCUGGGUCUUCUCGGUGUCUUGA
This is a messenger RNA of Mustela lutreola (European mink), 720 nucleotides long. RefSeq lists its product as uncharacterized. Bases 1 to 720 code for a protein of 239 amino acids. Lineage: Eukaryota; Metazoa; Chordata; Mammalia; Carnivora; Mustelidae. The record is from RefSeq and is a predicted model, not a curated record. The transcript has 7 exons.